UGGAACCGUCUUCUUGUUCUGCAUCAAGACAACUAAAAGGUAAACCAAAUCUUCUCUCCAUCUCCGUACAGUUAGCAUAGCUUCACUCAACUUGCCCUCUCAUUUCAUCACUCAAUUCGAAACCCCAGAUCGAUAAAACAGCUCCCCAUGGGUUGCACGCAAUCGAAGAUCGAGAACGAAGAAGCCGUCACGCGAUGCAAAGAGCGAAAGCACUUCAUGAAAGAAGCUGUUUCCGCGCGGAACGCCUUCGCCGCCGCUCACUUCGCAUACGCCAUGUCUCUCAAAAACACCGGAGCCGCCCUCAGCGACUACGCCCACGGCGAGGUCCAAAACCCGCAACUCGCCUUUCAGAGCAACGCAUCUCAUCCGUCGUCAUCGGUUACCGCCGCCGCCGCCGCCUCCGCCUCCGCCCAGGCGCCAUUCGAUCAACUGAAACCGCCGCCUCCGCCGACUCUACAGGGCUUCCCUGCGCCGCUGCAGCGGGCUGCCAGCAUGCCGGAGUUCGUCAAAACGUCAAAAACCCGGGAACCCAACGGCGUGGGAUCCCCUAUUAUGGAGGAGACCGACGCUGAUGAAGAGGAUGAAAUUGAAGAGAAAUUGAUUUCGAGAAAGAGAAGCAGCAGUAGAAAUAAAAGUGUGGAUCAUCAGAAUGUGGUGGGGCCCACGUCGCCUGAAAGGCCGGCCCCACAGGUGCAAAGCAGUGGGAUGAUGUCGGAGCUGCACGAUCAGCCUCAGCAAGAAGCGAUGUACGAUUUCUUUUUCAAUCCGCAUGGCCAACCAGGGUCGACUUUGGAGGAGGUGAAACAUGACAUGGUGUUUAAUGAAAAACCAAAAAGAGAGGAGUAUGUAGAGGAGAAGGUUAAUGCUGCAGAGACGGCGGCUGUGGAGGAGGAGAAGGUGGCGGCAGUGGCGCCACCUGUGGAAGAGGAGAAGGUGGUGGCGCCUGUGCCGCCUACUGGUGAAGGAGGGAGUGUUGGGAAAAAUUUGAAGAGAGUGAAGGCGACAGGGGGAGGAGGGGAGAAGAAGAUGGUUAAAGGGAGUGUAAAUCUGUUGCAGAUAUUUACGGAGCUGGAUGAUCAUUUCUUGAAGGCCUCGGAGAGUGCUCACGAUGUUUCAAAGAUGUUGGAGGCCACCCGGUUGCAUUAUCAUUCCAAUUUUGCUGAUAACCGGGGACACAUUGAUCACUCGGCAAGGGUGAUGCGUGUUAUUACAUGGAAUCGGUCAUUUAGAGGAAUGCCCAAUGUUGAUGAUGUGAAGGAUGACUUUGACUCAGAAGAGCAUGAAACUCAUGCCACUGUGUUGGAUAAAUUACUAGCUUGGGAAAAAAAGCUUUAUGAUGAAGUAAAGGCAGGUGAACUUAUGAAAUUUGAGUACCAAAGGAAGGUUGCUUCGCUAAACAAGCAAAAGAGACGAGGUACCAACUCUGAAUCGCUGGAGAAAAUAAAAGCGACAGUGAGUCAUCUACAUACUAGAUAUAUUGUUGAUAUGCAAUCCAUGGAUUCAACAGUUCUAGAAAUAAAUCGUCUACGAGAUGAACAGCUGUAUCCAAAACUUGUUCAGCUUGUUGAUGGGAUGGCAACAAUGUGGGGGGCCAUGCAUGGUCACCACGAGCAGCAGUCUAAGAUUGUGUUCCAGCUAAAAUUUUUGGACAUAUCUCAAUCCCCCAAGGAAACAACAGUGCACCACAGUGAGCGCACCAUGCAGCUAUGGGCUGUUGUGCAAGAUUGGCAUGCACAGUUUUGUAAGCUUAUGGACCAUCAGAAAGAAUACAUUAAGGCUCUGAAUAAUUGGUUAAAACUAAAUCUCAUUCCCAUUGAGAGCAGCUUGAAGGAAAAGGUCUCUUCUCCUCCAAGGGUUGCAACUCCCCCCAUUCAGAGGCUCCUAAUUACUUGGCAUGAUUAUCUAGGGACACUUCCGGAUGAGGGAGCAAGAGGUGCUAUAAGUAACUUUGCUGCCAUUAUUAAUUCCAUUAUGCACCAACAAGAAGAUGAACUGAAAUUGAAGGCAAAAUGUGAGGAAAUAAACAAGGAGCUUUUGCGCAAGACCCGACAAUUUGAAGACUGGUAUCAGAAGUAUAUGCAGCGGAGAACACCUGAAAAUGUGGAUCCAGAAGAUAGCAUGCACAAGGAUGCUGUUCAAGAUAGACAGUUUGCUUUGGAUCUGAUGAAGAAGCAAUUGGAAGAGGAAGAGGAAGCCUACCAGAGACAAUGCGUUCAGGUGCGAGAGAAGUCUUUAGCAAGUCUUAGAACUCACUUGCCGGAGCUCUUUAGAGCAAUGUCCGAUAUAUCCCUUGCUUGUUCAAGAAUGUACAGGGAAUUGAGAAACAUAUCACAGCACUAGAGGCCAAGUGAAAUCUCAUCAUGAGAUUGCAUUUUGUAAGUUUGUAUAAUUUGUUUGUAUGUGUCAAUUGAAACUUUAUAUGCUUUCUAUACAGAACAAGUAUAUAUUUAUUGUCAUUAAA
Molecule: messenger RNA, 2461 nt
Organism: Pistacia vera
Lineage: Eukaryota; Viridiplantae; Streptophyta; Magnoliopsida; Sapindales; Anacardiaceae
Product: nitrate regulatory gene2 protein-like
Exons: 4
Coding region: 148-2340 (730 amino acids)
Source: RefSeq, a predicted model, not a curated record